CUUGGUAACAAUCGAAAAUAUAUGUCUAUGAAGUAGGCAACCGAAAUUUCAAGAAGAACAUUGAGUGAUAGCUAAAACUCAUUUUCCAAAUGUUGUUUAGCACAGGAAAUAACAUUUUAAUCCUUAAAUGUGCAACGAAUGUUUGUUUUAUUCGAGGUUGGCUGUAAAUACGGAACGUAGUGGUACCCUAGGUAUAUACGAGAGAAAAUGUCCGAGACCGACAGGGAAACGACAAAAGAAAAAAAUGAAAAAGAGUUAAAGUCACAGAACGGGACAUUACUGAAAAACAGAGCUAGCUCUUAUCCUCAGUUUGCUGACUUAGACGAAGGCUGGGCAUGGGUGGUGCUCGCAGGAAGUUUUGGAACAUUUUGUUUGAUGGGAGCUACGCAGUUUGCUUCGGGUAUAAUACACAUGAUCCUUCUACAUAAGUACCAGGCUAGCGUGUCACUGACAUCUGUUGCAGGAGCUGUCCAUGUCUCAAUAAUAAGCAUUGGAGCGCCGGUAUCCACAUUCAUAUUAGAGAAGUGCAGCUGUCGAAUUGCUAUAGUAACAUCCGGUUGUUUAUUUUUCGUGGGUUACUUUGGAACAGCGUUUGCACCAAAUAUUGAAUGUGUGAUAUUCACAUAUGGAGUUGUUGCUGGUGUAGGUGGAGCAGUAGGCUAUACAGCUAACAUGGUGGUUGUUGGAUAUUAUUUCCAGAGAAAGAGGAACAUCGCCAUGGGCAUUGCCGUAGCUGGAGCCGGCGUUGGAAUAAGUUUACUUGCUCAAGUGAUGCACUUUAUCUACAAUCAGUAUGGAUCGUUCGGAUUCUUUUUAUUGAUUUCGGGAAUAUUCUCUCAAAGUAUUGUUUUUGGAAUGGUCUCGAAACCAAGCAAGUUGGAGUUAUACACUAAAUGUAGACGAGCGCAACAAAUUAUUGCUGAAAAGAACAAAUAUGUGACCAACUGUAUCAGCAUAAGGAGCCACUUAGCUAUUUCAACAAAUAAAGCGGUGCUUUGCUUGAGUUUAGGACUGUUUAACUUUUGUCUCGGAACUUAUUUAGUAUACCUACACUUACCAAACUACAUAGUGGAAAUGGGUUUUCAACCUUCUGUAGCUGCAAAUCUUGUUUCUUUAUCUGGGAUUUUAACUAUCGUAGGGAGAAUACUUACUGGUUGCAUAGCAACUGUCAAAUAUAUAAGAGAUGACAUUUUAUACUGCCUACCUAUGUUUAUACUGGGUAUCAUGACAAUUGUAUAUCCGCAUAUAUCAAGUACAUUUGCUGGACAUUUGACAUACGCGAUAUUUCUUGGACUGUUUUUUGGCAAUGCGUAUGUCCUCACAGCAAGCGUAUCGGUGAAGCACAUAGGUAUUGUUAACCUUGCUAAAGCCAUCGGUAUACAGUACUGUUUUGCUGGUUUAGGCGCACUGUUAGGCCCUAUCAUGGCAGGAAUCAUUGUAGAUGCAGGAGGGUCGUAUGAGGACGCUUUUUAUACAGCAGGUGCCUUCCUUUUGUUAGCCGGUAUAACCAGUGGAAUGGCUACGUAUGUAUCUGGACCAGAAUCUCAUGAAACAGGAAAUAACAUGACAGAUAUUGAAAUGAAUGAGGAGACGUCCAAGCUUCGUUAAACUACAUGAAUUCUGCUCACAUUCAACUCAAGACUAGUACGCACUUCUACGUGGAUGGAAUUUUGUUUCAAUAAUUGUGUACUCAUUUUAAAAAUGUCUGUCCCACGAUUAUUACCAGAAUUAAAAUUAAAUUUGCAAGCAUUUAUCAAAAUCUUAUACAAAAACAUGUAGGAAGCAGUUGAAAAUUCAUUGACAGAACACUUAAAUGUUGAUCUUUUUCAAGAAAUGAAAUCUAAAUUUAUGAUUUAUUAAAUAUAUAAUUAAAUAUUUAGUCUUUUAAUUUUCAGCAUUUCACAAAAUAGUUUCGUCUUUUCUCAUCGAAUAAUAGAGUUAUCCUAUGAAGAAAGUCUUACUUGAAGCAAACAAUGCGCAUCUAUGACAAUGAAAGACCUAUGUACAUGUCUGCACUGUAAAAAAUACACGGAAUUUUAUGCUAUGUUUGAAAACAGUUACGAGUAUUAUGCAGAUAUCUUUCACACAUAUACCGUUUUACAUGCAUUUUCAUGUAACGGAAUCUGUAAACCUUAUGCAACACUUUUAACGGACUACUUAAUAGAUGAACAAUUACGAAAAUGUUGUGAAAUGUUCUGAUUAAAAUGUUAUUUAGUUCCUUUA
Mercenaria mercenaria is the source of this 2223-nucleotide messenger RNA. RefSeq names its product monocarboxylate transporter 12-like. The coding region runs from base 208 to 1608 and encodes 466 amino acids. NCBI's taxonomy places the organism in Eukaryota, Metazoa, Mollusca, Bivalvia, Venerida, Veneridae. Gene Ontology annotation, molecular function: monocarboxylic acid transmembrane transporter activity. The transcript is spliced from 7 exons. Gene Ontology annotation, biological process: monocarboxylic acid transport; transmembrane transport. The record is from RefSeq and is a predicted model, not a curated record.